AAAAAGGCCCGCCAUGGCAACCAAAAAGCAGGAGUUCGAUCGGACGACACUUCUGGCCAGCCCCGGGGGCGACCAUGUCACCAAAACCGUUGUCGACUUCGCAAAGACAGCGCUUCCCGAGCUCGCGCCAGGCUACGCCGCCGUUCUCGACAACGUGUUCACGGCCCAGGAAUGCGCAAGUCUCCUCUCCGCGGCCGAGAAGGUAGGAUCUUGGGAGCGAGCGAUGGUCAACGUGGGUGGGGGCCGUCAACAGAUGAUGACGGACGUCAGGAACUGCGCCCGUAUUAUCUGGGACGAUGAAGACCUAGUCGGCAGAAUCUGGGCUCGAUGUGAACCUCACGUGCAAGAGGUGAUGCGACUGGAGAAUAUGCCACACGUGACGGGAGAGUGGUCUGUACAGAAGAAAGAAGUCUGGAAGAUGACGAGGCUGAACGAGAGAAUGAGGUUUUUGAAAUAUGUAGGGGGAGAGUAUUUCAAGAGACACUGUGACGGCAUCUACGAGACCCCAGACCGCAAGGAGAGAUCCUACUUUACGCUACACCUGUAUCUCAACGACGAGACAUCUACUGAAAUCGAACCGCUGUUGAAAGGGGGCGCGACAAGGUUCCAUUCGUUCCGCAGGUCUUGCUACAUGGACAUCCAGCCUAAGACAGGCCGAGUGCUUAUCUUCCAGCAUCGCAAUUUGCCUCAUUCUGGGGAAGACGUCGUCGCUGGUACCAAGUAUACUCUGCGUACCGACCUCAUGUACACAAAAUUAAGUUAA
This is a messenger RNA of Verruconis gallopava, 763 nucleotides long. RefSeq lists its product as uncharacterized. The transcript is spliced from 2 exons. Lineage: Eukaryota; Fungi; Ascomycota; Dothideomycetes; Venturiales; Sympoventuriaceae. Bases 14 to 763 code for a protein of 249 amino acids. Gene Ontology annotation, molecular function: L-ascorbic acid binding; iron ion binding; procollagen-proline 4-dioxygenase activity. The record is from RefSeq and is a predicted model, not a curated record. Gene Ontology annotation, biological process: peptidyl-proline hydroxylation to 4-hydroxy-L-proline. Gene Ontology annotation, cellular component: endoplasmic reticulum.